GGGCCUGCGAUCAUAAACAAAAAACUGUGGAUUUGGCGCACGCGUAGAUGACUWUUAGUACUCUAAUGACAAAUGGCGACAAAAUGGUAGACAGACGGUAACUUCAUCUUUUUUUCACAUUAUUAGCGAAAUUUACUUAGUGGAUUCUUGUAAAACAGAAUAUACAGKUAAAUCAUGGCAGUGGAUACCAAUUCAGCAGCCUUUGAACUGGGAUAUUUUUCAUCGAACUCGCCCAAUUCAACGGGAAAAUCAAAUCAAAUCAACAACAAGACUCAAAUGAAACACAUGUCAGAACGUCAUCCCAAACAAACGCUUGAUGCUUUACAAGCCUUAAGACAAUGUGAAGAUCUAUGUGAUGUAGUUAUCAAGGUUGGAUCUAAGUCUAUUGUUGCUCAUCGUGUUGUUCUGGCYGCUUGUAGCCCGUAUUUUCGAGCCAUGUUUACCCGAGAAAUGGCGGAAAGUCGCCAAAGUGAAAUCACAAUUCAAGAUAUCGACGAAUAUGCGAUGGAAAUUCUAAUCGAUUUUUCAUAUACUGCUAGUAUUACUAUCAAAGAAGAGAAUGUACAAGCAUUACUACCAGCAGCUUGCUUACUUCAAUUGACUGAAAUCCAGGACAUUUGCUGCGAAUUUCUAAAGCGACAGUUAGAUCCAUCAAAUUGUUUGGGAAUUCGAGCGUUUGCUGACACACACUCAUGUCGAGAUCUCCUUCGUGUAGCGGAUUUAUUUACACAACACAACUUUCAAGAAGUCAUCGAAAGCGAUGAAUUUUUACUUCUUCCAGUCAACCAACUAGUAGAUAUUUUGUCAAGUGAUGAACUUAAUGUCAAAUCAGAGGAACAGGUGUAUUUUGCAGUCAUUAGUUGGAUGAAACAUAACAUUACAGAGAGAAGAGCCUAUUUACCUCAAAUUCUCCCCCAUGUUCGACUUCCUCUGCUUGGACCUAAGUUUCUUGUAGGUGUGGUGGGUGCUGAUGUGCAUAUAAAAAGUGACGAAACAUGUAGGGACUUAGUUGAUGAAGCCAAAAACUAUCUGUUGUUGCCUGAGCAGCGUCUGCUCAUGCAAGGACCAAGAACAAGGCCACGGAAGCCCACCAAAUGUACUGAAGUUAUUUUUGCUGUUGGUGGUUGGUGCAGYGGUGAUGCUAUUAGUAGUGUUGAAAGAUAUGACCCUCAGACUAGUGAAUGGAAGAUGGUGGCUACAAUGAGUAAACGRCGAUGUGGAGUAGGCGUGGCAGUGUUGGAUAAUUUGUUAUAUGCUGUAGGUGGUCAUGAUGGAAGUAGUUACCUGAACAGUGUGGAACGAUAUGAUCCCAAGACUAACCAAUGGAGCAGUGAUGUAUCACCCACUAGUACUUGUAGGACUAGUGUUGGAGUAGCUGUACUUAAUGGGUUCAUGUAUGCUGUUGGUGGUCAAGAUGGCGUCUCCUGCCUUAACAUUGUUGAAAAGUAUGACCCCUCUGAAAACCGCUGGUCAAGAGUGGCACCUAUGAGUACUAGACGGCUGGGUGUUGGUGUAGCGGUUCUGGACAUGUUUCUAUAUGCAAUAGGGGGAUCUGAUGGAACAUCUCCAUUAAGCACAGUAGAGAAAUAUGACCCAAGUACAAAUAAAUGGACAGCAGURUGUCCCAUGGGAACAAGGAGAAAACAUUUGGGUGCUGCAGUGUUUCAAGAUAAACUUUAUGUUGUUGGAGGAAGAGAUGAUUCCACAGAGUUGAGUAGUGCYGAGUCAUAUGAUCCUAAAACCAACCAAUGGACACCUGUUGUUGCUAUGAAYUCACGACGCAGUGGUGUUGGGCUUGCAGUUGUGAAUGGUCAGCUCCUUGCAGUAGGGGGGUUUGAUGGGACCACAUAUCUUAAAACAAUUGAAAUWUUUGACUCAGUUUCAAAUCAAUGGAAAAUGUCAGGGGGAAUGAACUAUCGUAGGCUCGGGGGAGGGGUAGGUGUGGUGAAACUUCCUUUAAGUGAUACAGUUGGUUGCUAGGAGAAAUCAUUUUGAAUCUUCUUUGGCAUAUUUUCCAUUUUGUAUUUUAGGUAUAUUGUUUCUUGAUUAUGUUCAGCAUGGGGUUUUGAACUGSAUGCAUUGUAUAUCAAUCCAAAGCUAUAGUGACUAAACAGAGCAGCAUAGAGAGAAUUAAACGUGAUAUUUAUUGGAGAGAAACAAAAAACUCGGCAACUAACAUACACAUCAACAAAAAUGAUCAAACAUCAAUAUAGCAAAACAUUACACAAACAACAAAUAUUGACACAGGGUCCUAGCUACGCCUUGAAAUCCUUSGAAAGGUCUGGAAUUGACAACUCAUUUUCAAGGACACUUGAAAAACCCUUGGAAAUAGGAAAAAAAUAUUCCUGGAAAAUAAUGCAAAUUACWUUGCAUGUCUCUUUAAAAGGAGGACAUUUUCACCAACACAAAAUGUCCAGAAACAACUUUAAAAAAUUAUCUUUCAAAAUCGACGUUUUGUGCUUUAAAAGUACUUGAACAUUCCUGGAAUUUAGCUUGAACCCYGUUGACAUUUAUUCAUUUAUAUUUCCACAUCACCCCUCCAAAUCAYAGGCUGUGUUUUAUUAAUUCAUAUUAUUAUAGCAAUUAUUAACCUGGAAGUUGAAGUAGAGUGAUUUUUUCCAUGAAUAGCAAAUCUAAAAUGACUUUAGUAAGUUUAGUUUAUCAAAACCAAAAAUUGAUCAUUUUCAACCAUUCCCACGAGAUUCGUUAGAUAAAAGACCGGCAGCCAUGUUGGAGGAAUAAACAAUAGAUACUAAUGASAAAUACUUUGUUGAAGUUCCUCGAAGAUGGCCGCUGUGACGUAACCUGAAAACGAAGAAUAKUUUACAAGGUAGCCAUGUAUCUUAUUGAGACAAGUGAAAAAUGAUAGAAACCUUUGAAUGAUUGUGUUUGCUCACCAAUCAUCUUGUUUCCGACAUUGUGGAGAACUGUGUUUGUACGAUGUUUCUACUAUUAUUCUAACGUUGUAUCUUAGCAAUAUUGAAUUUAACAUGACCCACCUGAAUGUGGAAGUACUAUAUAUUGUCUAAAAGAGAAAUCUUAACCCAAACAUAACAAAUUAUUAUCGCGUUUACGUUGAAAUCGAAAUAAUGUUGUACUUAGUAAAAUAUUGGUGUGUAUAUAGAAAAUAAAAUGUAAUUUAUUGUA
Exaiptasia diaphana is the source of this 3147-nucleotide messenger RNA. Its product is annotated as kelch-like protein 20. Gene Ontology annotation, molecular function: protein binding. The record is from RefSeq and is a predicted model, not a curated record. NCBI's taxonomy places the organism in Eukaryota, Metazoa, Cnidaria, Anthozoa, Actiniaria, Aiptasiidae. The transcript has 3 exons. Bases 175 to 1980 code for a protein of 601 amino acids.